Messenger RNA from Dermatophagoides farinae (American house dust mite), 640 nucleotides. NCBI's taxonomy places the organism in Eukaryota, Metazoa, Arthropoda, Arachnida, Sarcoptiformes, Pyroglyphidae. The record is from RefSeq and is a predicted model, not a curated record.
CAAAAACAAAUAAAAUUGAACAAAACAAAACAGAAACGGAUAUUUGACAAAAUUAAAAACAAAAAUAACAAUGGAAAACGAUCGAACAUGGCCCCUAAAAAUUAGGGUUUAUUAUGGAAAUAUCGAACAUAAAAAUGAUGAUGAUGAUGUUCUCAUUCGUGUACGUGGUGAUUAUUCUAUCGGUAAUUUGAUGGCUUUGAUUGGACAACAAAUUGGUGCACAACAUGAUUGGUCAGAUUAUGCACUGUGGUGGCCAACAAAAAAACGAUGGCUAAAAAAUUGCCGUAUGACAAUGGACCAAGUGGACGUGUGUGCCAAUACGAUCCUGGAAUUUCGACAAAUGCAUCAAACACUAAGGAUACAAUUUCCUGAUCUGAAUAUUCAAGAAUUAAAAAUUGAUUUCUCCGUCAAUGUAUUGCAAGCUGUGGCAAAAUUAUGUCAAAUAAUCAACAUUAGUCAUCCAGAAGAAUGGUCAUUUGCAAGACCAUUGACAAAUCAUGAAUUAAAACGUAAUGAUCAUCAUAACCAUCAUAAUCGAUAUUUACAAGCAAGUCCAUUGCAAAGGUUUCCAUCAACAACAACAACAUUAUCUCGAUAUAAAACAACAACAACGAAUAACAACAACAACAACAACAAUAUC